Pyrus x bretschneideri (Chinese white pear) is the source of this 1904-nucleotide messenger RNA. RefSeq names its product glycosyltransferase BC10-like. The coding region runs from base 1 to 1239 and encodes 412 amino acids. The transcript has 2 exons. The record is from RefSeq and is a predicted model, not a curated record. Gene Ontology annotation, molecular function: glycosyltransferase activity. NCBI's taxonomy places the organism in Eukaryota, Viridiplantae, Streptophyta, Magnoliopsida, Rosales, Rosaceae. Gene Ontology annotation, cellular component: membrane.
AUGAAGGCUCAAGAUCCAAACUCUCCAAGCUUUUUUCCAAAAUCCUUCAAUCUCCAACGCCACCACCACUAUCUCCUCUCACAUAUCCUGCUCUUCGUUUUCGGAUUAACCCUCGGAGUUGUACAUAGCAAUCUCAAGGACUUUUCAUUUGGCAGUCUACAAUUCGCACAGUUCCCCUUCUCACCCAUGUCACCUCCUCCUCCAUCCAAUAUUUCAAAAACCCUAAUGCCACAUGCAACUUCCCCAACAAUAUCCAUUGUUGCGACCAACGCAUCCGCUUCGUCAAGUCCUCCCCGCACAGGGUUGAAGGACUAUCUGAAGCCGCCGAAGGCGUUUCACGACAUGAACAAUUCGGAACUGCUGUGGAGAGCUUCCAUGACUCCGCGGAUUCCAGAAUAUCCAUUCCAUCUAGUUCCAAAAGUUGCUUUCAUGUUCUUGACAAGGGGGCCUGUUGUUUUGGCACCAUUCUGGGAGAAGUUCUUUGCAGGGCAUCAAGGUUUGUACUCAAUUUAUGUGCACUCAAGUCCGUCCUACAAUCACUCAUCGUACACCGAAACUCCAGUUUUUCGUGGCCGGAGAAUUCCGAGUCAGGAAGUAGAAUGGGGGAAGGUGAGCUUGAUCGAGGCAGAGCGCCGCCUCCUGGCGAAUGCUCUUCUCGACAUCUCAAACCAGCGUUUUGUUCUGCUCUCAGAAGCAUGCAUUCCCCUCUACAACUUCUCCACUGUCUACUCCUACCUCAUGAACUCCACCCAAACUUUCGUCGAGGUCUAUGACGAUCCCAGUGGAGUGGGACGCGGCCGGUAUGAACUCAGUGACUACCCGGGAAUCACAAUCGAUCAAUGGCGAAAAGGGUCGCAGUGGUUCCAAGCUGAUCGAGACCUCGCCCUUGAAUUCGUAUCAGACCGAAAAUACUUCCCAGUGUUCAUGAAAUGCAAAGACUACUGUUUUGCAGAUGAACAUUAUUUGCCAACGUUUGUACACAUGAAAUUUGGAGCAAAGAACGCAAAUAGGACGUUGACCUGGGUUGACUGGGAAAGGGGUGGCCCACACCCGACGGAGUACAAGAGCGAAAAUGUGACGGCGGAGCUUUUGAGUGACCUGAGGAAUGGUUUUGGUCGGAAAUGCGAAUACAAUGGGAGGAGUACGGAUGUUUGUUUCUUAUUCGCCAGGAAAUUCCCGCCAACUGCUUUGGAUAACCUUCUCAAGUUUGCAGGGGAGAUCAUACACUUCAACACAUAGAUAUUCAUGGCUAUUGUACUCUUACUGCUUCAGAGAAAAAGAAAAGUAAAGAACAAACUUCAAAUUAGCAAAUUACAACAUAUAGGACCACAAUAUUAUUUCUUUUUUGUUUGCAGUCUAGAAAUUAAAUCGUUACUUUCAUGGUACAAGAUCAAUUAGCAAAUUACAACAUAAGCCACCACGCGAUGGUCUGGUUUGACUAUCACCAAGUAGGCCGAGCAUCUUCUUACGAAGUACUUUCUGACCGUUUAAGACAAGUUGGCAAAACUGGCAACUUUAUAGCAUGAAGUCUCAGGGGCAAGCCUUGUCAAAUAUCAGCCCUAAGCCACGUGUUGGUCAUCAGCAAGAGCAUAAGUCUACGAAGGGACAUAAAAGUUAUCAGACCGAGCGCUUGGGCGUUGGUUUCCUCAUACCCCAGGCCCGAGCAAGAUGCUCGGUACGUGUUGACCUAAACGAAUGUCACUUUGGUACCAUGUGCCGACUAAAGAACGGAGAAGUAACUAGCUAGUCAUGCCUAUGUACUUGGUUUAUUAAAUGCAAGAGCGGCCCACAUCCGAUGGAGUACAAGAGCCCAAAUGUGAUGGCGGCUCUUAUGAGUGGCCCGAGGAGUGGUUAUGGCCGGAAAUGUGAAUACAACGGGAGGAGCACGGAUGUUUGUCUUGUUC